Molecule: messenger RNA, 1083 nt
Organism: Drosophila innubila
Lineage: Eukaryota; Metazoa; Arthropoda; Insecta; Diptera; Drosophilidae
Gene: MED27
Product: mediator of RNA polymerase II transcription subunit 27
Exons: 3
Coding region: 103-990 (295 amino acids)
Biological process (GO): regulation of transcription by RNA polymerase II
Cellular component (GO): mediator complex
Molecular function (GO): transcription coactivator activity
Source: RefSeq, a predicted model, not a curated record
GUUUAGCAGUGUGACCCUGCUUUUUGGGUGAUUGAAUUUACAUUUGUUGGCUGGCAAAUAAACAAUUUUGCAAAAUUAAAAAAACAAUCGCUUGCAGUUUGAAUGCAAAUGGACAAGUUAAAUUUAACAUUAACGGCGGUUAAGAAUCUGCGCUCCAAUGUGAGACAGUGCUUCGAACACUUGGCCGAUGGCACCGACGGCGAGGGCGUCGAAGAGAGUCGAAAUAAGUUUGUGCACGAUUUUCAAGACAGAUUCGGUGCCAUUAACUCCCAACUGCGAGAAGUGGAGCAGCUGAUAAAUGGACUGCAGGUGCCACCGACAGCCUAUCAUUUGGGCAACACGACAUUUUUGGCCCAGGAAACAUCUCAGGAUCGACAGGCAUUGUAUCCGCAGCUGGUGAAUAGCUACAAGUGGAUUGAUAAAGUGCACGAUCACAGCUUUCUCGCCUUCAACAACCUCAAUCAAAACACUCUGCGACGCUCCUACAACUACUGUUCACAAAAGCGUCAACGUUUGCCGUUCUCUUCCUUUAACAACGAUCCAGAUCACAUAGAUAAACUAUUAAGUGAGAUUAAUCACCCGCCGCAUACCUCGUACAAAGUGUUCCGACCAUUUGGCUCAAAUGCCGUUGCCAUCGUGACCAUCAGCAACGUUCUAAAGGCGGCAAUUGUCUUCAAGGGUGUCCUCAUUGAGUGGGUGACCAUCAAGGGCUACGAUGAGACUCUGGAACACGAUGAUCUGUGGGCGGAGUCGCGCUACGAAGUGUUUCGUAAGGUGCAGGAGCAUGCCCAUUCAGCCAUGCUGCACUUCUUCUCACCUACAUUACCCGACUUGGCGGUGAAGAGCUAUGUGACUUGGCUAAACAGUCACAUAAAGCUAUUCCUGGAACCCUGCAAGCGAUGCAGCAAAUAUAUAGCCAACGGAUUGCCUCCCACGUGGCGCGAUCUGCGUACUCUCGAACCGUUCCAUGAGGAAUGCCGCAAUAGUUAGAGCUGCUAUUAAACACUCAUUUAUGAAUAUACUAUAUAUAACAUAUUAAUAAGCAUAACUUUUAUACUUCAUUUAUUUCAAAAAACAAAAAAA